Liolophura sinensis is the source of this 5145-nucleotide messenger RNA. RefSeq names its product mis18-binding protein 1-like. Bases 85 to 3519 code for a protein of 1144 amino acids. The transcript is spliced from 14 exons. Gene Ontology annotation, cellular component: chromosome, centromeric region. The record is from RefSeq and is a predicted model, not a curated record. NCBI's taxonomy places the organism in Eukaryota, Metazoa, Mollusca, Polyplacophora, Chitonida, Chitonidae.
ACGAACGCGGGAUUUACAACGAAAAAAAACAAUCUAAAUGUGCCCUAAAAUGUUGUUUUUCGUCUGUUUAUCAACUAAAUUAAGAUGAAUACCUUUCGGGGAAUUAAUGAAUUUGAAAAGCUGUACCGGGCCAGUCCUGUGCCAAAGGAGGUACAGGAUCAGUGGCUUUUGAGAAAAAGUUCAGGAACAGAAGGAAAGUUUCUCCUCUCCAGUUCCCGUUCUAAACCUGUGACAAGGAAAAUUACCAUCCCCAGCCAAAAGGCAAGAUUGUUACAGAGAAUGCAGGGAAGAACAGUGGCAUCUGCUGAUAACUGUAGUCAUGAGGAAAACGAACUGAUAAAUCCAACAGAAACCAUUCCCAAAGCAUCCCUGUCAGCACUAGAAUUUAGCUCCAACGCCACAACUUUGAACCUGUCUGAUAAACUGUCUGUCACACUCCCUGAAGGGAACAAUAAUAUUCCCACAAAAACUACCAAAAAGGGAUUGUUAACAAUAUCUAGUCAUGAGUUUUCUCCUGUUAAAAUAAGUACAAAUGAAAGUAAGGUGGAAACUCCAGUUUUGAAAGGUAAAAUUGCUAAAAUUUUGUCAAAUUUGGCUGUGUCUGACACUGAAGACAAAACACCUGCCAAGAUAUCCCAAAAGGAAGGCUGUAACAGCCCUAGAAAACAUGCCUUGUAUUUUGAUGGCAAGUCUACAUGUGAGUCAGCAGCUGCUGAGGACCAUGACUCACCCCAGGAGAGUUUUCUCCCUGGGCGGGGCAAUAUGACAAGUGUGAUCGAGAACACUUCCAGUAGUUGUGAGGACUCGGACAGAGUAGUAGACGAUACUGAUACUGAAGUCGAAGUAAUGCCCAAGGCAAGUCAACCACCAAAUGAACCAGAAAUAAAGAAGCUGUCUGUUCCAUCAGAGAAAAACAAGACAAAGACACAAGCUGGUAAUGUAACAUGGAAUGGCAAUGCAAGUAAACCUGUGCUGAGUGAAAGGCCGACUUCACAAAGGUCAACCGGAAGCAUUGUGAAGGAUGGAUCAAAACAUGUGUUGAGUCAGUGGAUCAUCAAACCAUUUGAUCAGUGUAGAGGGGUUUGCGUGGAGGGACAUAAAAGUGGAGAUCCCGAGGAAAACUUUUGGCACAGUUCAGUGAUUGUGAAACGUAUUGACAAUAAAACAGUGUUGUCUGGCUCUGGCACUGUGUACAAAUUGCUUGGGGACAUAGAAGAACAUGAUGCCUUAGAAGCUGGUUUUCCAAGAAGUCUGGUAAAGAAAUUCAAGGAUGGUUUCCCUCAUGACUGGGAAAAGUUGAUUCAGAAUUUCUGUCUGAGGAAGGAAAAGAGAAAGACUGUUGAAGUGCAGAACGCAACCUUUGCAGGAAUUAAAGCAGAAAAGCUGAGGUUGAGCCACAGGAGGAGGACUUGUGAACCAAAGUUGGGUUCAAUCUUGGAAGUGCCCAGCCCAGUGUUGGAAGAGCUGCCCCGAACACGCAGUGGGAGGAUGGUGAAGCCGCUGCUGGCCUUCUGGGCGGGCCAGCGGGUGCGGGUACACAACAAGACAGGACAUGUGGAGAUCACCCCAGUUGAGUCCCCAGUCCUUGAUAGAUCACAAACUCAGACACGGCAGUCUCAUGAAAACAAUCUAUCAAAACCGGCUACUGUCAAUAAAACACAGAAAUUAAAAUCUGACUCCAAGACUAAUUGUGUGGUGACAGUUAAGAGAAACAUUGCAACUGCCAGAAAGACUGAAGAAAAAACUGGAUGUUCUUUGGCUGCUCUGAAGAGAAGCUGCAACAUUGAAUCUGUAGUUGUUCUGACUGAUAUAAACAAAGAAAACAGUCAAAGGCCAAAGAAGACGUGUGUCCAGCAAACAAACAAAAGGGCAAAGCCUGUACACAGUUUGAAUGUGGAAGUUGAUGUGUUGAGUGUUAUACAGAAGCAUAAGCUAAAACGGUUGUCUCAAAGAAAAGGAAUGAGUACAAAGACUUGUUACAGUAAAGCAGGAGAAAAGUUUUCAGAUUCCUCAGACAUAGACUCUGAUUGUGGUGCAAGAAUAGCUGUCUCAGAACAGGUAUCUUCUGUCAGUGAUACAGCCACAAAGGCAGACUUAUCUCCUGUCGGUGGUAAAAAGGGUCAUGGGGUGAGGGCGAAAACAACUGGAAAGAACAGAGAGCAAGGGAAAACUACCCAGGAGCAGUGUGACAGAACUAGCAGUGAUGUUUGUCAUGAGAGCAUACAGGUGACUGGCCGGCAGACUCAAUCUAGGGCAGUUUCCCUCCCUGAGACCCGAGAUGUGCAGAGCAAUUAUCACACAAGGUCAUCCAAAAGGAAGCAAAUCAACAAACGCUGUCGUGCUAGCUCAGCAAAAGACCUCUCAGAUUCUUCACUUGAGAGAAGUAAUACACAAGAAAGAAAGAAAAAACCUAAGAGGAAGACAAUGAUGAAAAAGAAAGCACACCCUAAAGAAGAUCAUGGCAGUCUAAAUUCCUCCACAGAAUCUGAGGAUGAACCUAAGAAAUCCACAAACAAAGGCAAUGGUAAGUUGGCAGGAGCUAAAGCAUCAUUACCUUCAGCUAAGUCAUCUUCAGAAGAAAAGCUGAAAGACAGUGAAAGCGAGUCUGAGAAACCUGCUACAGCCAUCAGGCAAACACGAUCCAACAGAGGGAAGAAUAAAAGAACACCUAGUGUGCGCAUGGCAGGAUCUUCUGACGGGUUAUCAGACCAUACUUACGAGCCAAGUAGGGCAGCUCAUGGAUCGAAUCUGAACAACAGAACAACAGAGAGAACCUUAUCAAAGAAAGGCAAAGCACAGUCGGCUGCCAACUCAAACACAUGGACAAAGAAGGAAACCAGUGCUCUGUAUGGAGCAGUAAAGAAGUAUUCUCCUGAUGAUCCCAGUUUCUGGAUGCUGGUGUCAGCAGCUGUUCUGUCAAAAACACGAGAGGAAUGUCAACAGUUUUACUACCGUUCAGCAGAGACUGACAAACAGGCUGCUUCCAAGGCUUCUAAACCCAAAGCUAAAGCGGCCAAGCCCGUGACACUGACCGGGGGAGUGGGCACUCUGAAGAGGAAGAGGGAGCUGCGGGAACUGCUGGAGCAGCACAAUGAGGGCUAUGAGGAUGAUUACUUUGACUCCACGCCCAUGCGCAAACAGACGUGCAAGGCCCCGAUAUUUGAUGAUGAUGAUGACGAUGAUGAUAUAUUUGGUGACAAGUUACCAUUUGACACGCCAGCUGCUUCAAGAACUCCAUUUCUCAGAAACGUGGAACCUGUUUCAACUCGGAAGACUCCACACAUUGGAGGAGAAACUCCUAGCUAUAGUAAAUCUGUGAACAGGAAGGAAAUGGACAGAUAUAUCCACAGACUGAAGAAGAGACGAAGAAUUGCCCCAGAGUUGACCAACCACAAAAAUAAGAAAGAAUCAGCUGCUAAUAAUGUGGAGUACAACGAUGAAUUAUUCUCCAAAGAACAGGAGAUUGAGCCCGAUUCAGAAGAGGAGUCAGAUUAUUACUGGUCAGAUGAUUUGGAAUAGUGGGGACUUCAGAGGCAGUAAUGAUUAGAUUGUGAAGAGAUGAUGACCUGGGCUGAUGUUCAUGAUGUCACAUGACCUAGGCUUGUAACUACAGGCAUUACCUCAGACAAGCUGGACCUGUACAUAUCUGGAUCAGACAGCAUGGGUUUGCAGCUGAGAUCUGAGGUAACCUGGACUUGUAGGUCUCUAAAUCAGAUGACCUGGGUUUGCAGCUGAGAUCUCCAGCAACCUGCACUUGUACUUGAGCAGUCAGCCGUUGGAACAUUAGCUGAUAAGUAAGAGGAAGUAUUGAAAGCUGAGGUUACAACCCAACUGAGUGAUCACAAAAAACUGAACCCUUUCCUGAAUGGUUCUGAAUAUUGUAGAUAGUCUUAAUAUAAACCUCAAUAAGGAAUUGAGUUUCUCUUUGACUUAAGAGAAAUUGAGAAGCACAGACUGCUUACCUUUGAGCAGAAAAAUGACAACUUUUAUCUCUGAUUGGAUCAAAUACAUAUACAUGAACAUAUAGUUCUGAUCUGAUGAAUCAGUAUGACCAAACAAGCUCUGACAGCAAUACAUGUAAUUAUAUCACACAACUUAUCAGGUAGUUCAAGUUCAGUAAAUUACUUACCGUAGAAACGGAUGCCCUCUGUCAGAGUAGUUGAGCAAUAAGCGAUUUAUGACCAAGUUCAUCUUGAUUUUGCCACGAAAGUGUUAAAUAACCACAUGGUUAUUUAACAGCUAUCUUUUAAAUGUCUUGUAGCCUGAGAUAAAACAAGAACAAAGUAAUAUGAGGCAAGAAAGUGUGUGGGUAUAUAGCCCAUUUUGGCUCCUAAAAGGAAACUUUCUUAGCCAUCCAAGUUAACCCAGAGAACAAAUGUAAAACUCUUUUUGGAAAAAGGAUAUUGUUGAUAGAGUAUCAAUAUUCAAAUCUGUGCUGAUUUACUAUGAUGUGAAAAACUGAUGUGAAGCCUCAACAUUUUGGUCAGGUCAUUGGAAUUCACAGAAAGAUGUGAAAAUUGUACACUGAACGAAUGAUAUACUGCUUUAGUUAGAGGCAAAGAAUACUUUUCAGUUUUUUGUUUUCACUGACAAAAAGAGUGAUAAGUAAAUAAUCACAUGUAGGUGGAAUUUUAUGCAUUAUGUUCCUUUUAUAUGUAUUCAUGGGUAUGAAAAAUCUAUUCCCACAUAAAAUAAUGAAAUCUUUUGAAAAAUCAAAUGACAUAGUUGAAGUGAAACUUUGUAGUUGUUGUUAUUACAUCUAUAUCAUAUAUGAACAGCAUGUUCUCUUUGACCAUAUAGAAAACAUGAAACUUUGCUUUCCUUUUUUCAUAAGUGUGUGAGUACUUCAAGUCAGACAAGUUGUAAGAGAACAUGAGACAUCUGUAUGUCUAGGGUACACUGAAUGACAUUAGGCCAGGCCUGAUCAGUGAAGUCACUUAAGUCAUUAUUAUCACUGAAACACUGUUAGUUUGGUACAGCAGUUUUAUGUAUACUAGUAAUGUAAUCAUAUGUACCUGUAUUUGAAUAAUGUGUACAUGACAUAAAAUGUGAAAAAGCUUGUUUUGAGCACCACAAUUACCAUGAUCUAUGACUGGAAUUGUAAUGGGAAACAUUGGGUUGAAGCUGCAAAUAACAUGAUUAAAG